UACGUAGGCGUCUGGGGCGGAGCCGCGCUGUGCGCGGUGACUGGCGGCGGCACUGGCGGCAGCUGGAGGCGUAAUAGUGCGGGUAGUGGGCUUGGAGAAGUUACGAGGCGGCGGUGGCGCCGGCGAGAAGGAUAGCGGAAGCGGGCCCUGGGCUUGUCGCUCACCAUGCCGACGGUAGAGGAGCUUUACCGCAACUAUGGCAUCCUGGCCGAUGCCACGGAGCAAGUGGGUCAGCAUAAAGAUGCCUACCAAGUGAUAUUGGAUGGUGUGAAAGGUGGUACUAAGGAGAAACGAUUAGCAGCUCAGUUUAUUCCAAAAUUCUUUAAGCAUUUUCCAGAAUUGGCUGAUUCUGCUAUCAAUGCACAGUUAGACCUCUGCGAAGAUGAAGAUGUAUCUAUUCGACGACAAGCAAUUAAAGAACUGCCUCAAUUUGCCACUGGAGAAAAUCUUCCUCGAGUGGCAGAUAUACUAACACAACUCUUACAGACAGAUGACUCUGCAGAAUUUAACCUAGUGAACAAUGCCCUGUUAAGUAUAUUUAAAAUGGAUGCAAAAGGGACUUUAGGUGGAUUGUUCAGCCAAAUACUUCAAGGAGAGGACAUUGUUAGGGAACGAGCAAUUAAAUUCCUUUCUACAAAACUUAAGACUUUACCAGAUGAAGUCUUAACAAAGGAAGUGGAAGAGCUUAUACUAACUGAAUCCAAAAAGGUCCUAGAAGAUGUGACUGGUGAAGAAUUUGUUCUAUUCAUGAAGAUACUGUCUGGGUUAAAAAGCUUACAGACAGUGAGUGGAAGACAGCAACUUGUAGAGUUGGUGGCCGAACAGGCUGACUUAGAACAGACCUUCAAUCCCUCGGAUCCUGACUGUGUGGACAGGCUCUUACAGUGCACUCGGCAGGCGGUACCCCUCUUCUCUAAAAAUGUUCAUUCCACAAGGUUUGUGACGUAUUUCUGUGAACAGGUUCUUCCUAACCUCGGUACUUUGACUACCCCAGUUGAAGGUCUUGAUAUACAGUUGGAGGUAUUGAAAUUGUUGGCAGAGAUGAGUUCAUUUUGUGGUGACAUGGAAAAACUGGAAACAAAUUUAAGGAAACUAUUUGAUAAGUUAUUGGAAUACAUGCCCCUCCCUCCAGAAGAAGCAGAAAAUGGAGAGAAUGCUGGUAAUGAAGAACCCAAGCUACAGUUCAGUUAUGUGGAAUGUUUGUUGUACAGUUUUCACCAGUUGGGCCGAAAACUUCCAGAUUUCUUAACAGCCAAACUGAAUGCAGAAAAACUCAAAGAUUUCAAAAUCAGGCUGCAGUACUUUGCACGGGGCCUGCAAGUUUAUAUCAGACAACUUCGUUUAGCUCUCCAGGGUAAAACGGGUGAGGCCUUAAAAACAGAAGAGAACAAGAUUAAAGUUGUUGCAUUGAAAAUAACAAACAAUAUCAAUGUUUUAAUUAAGGAUCUCUUCCACAUUCCUCCUUCUUAUAAGAGCACAGUAACACUAUCCUGGAAACCUGUACAAAAGGUUGAGAUUGGGCAAAAGAGAGCCAGUGAAGAUACAACUUCAGGUUCACCACCCAAGAAGUCUUCUGCAGGACCAAAAAGAGAUGCCAGGCAGAUUUAUAAUCCUCCUAGUGGAAAAUACAGCAGCAAUCUGGGCAACUUUAAUUAUGAAAGGGGGGUCAAAAAAGACAUCAAGACAUCACCCUAAUAAGACAUAAUGGCAAAAAAGUUGAUUGCAAAGUUGACUGAAAAGGUAUUUUUCAAGCCUCCAAGAUUAUGGAUCAAAAACAGCAAAACCAAGCUGUCUCUAUUGCUGCUAAGAAGAUUGCUAUGAUGAGAAAGUUUAGAAGUUAAUGAAGAGAUUUUAUCUCAUUUACAUAUGAUUAGAAGUCCAGCUUUUCUGAUAACUUCAGUUUUCUUCAUGGGGACGACACCUUUCAAGACCAUUUCUCUGUGGCUAUAAAAGUGACUGACCAGUGAAUCAAAGACUCUUGUUCUACUGUGUAACACAAGUGACUUGGUUUUUCAGCAAAAGAUAUGCUUAAUUUAUAUCAAUAGCUGAAACAUAGAUACACACACAGAGCAUCUUUUUGGUGGUAGCCUGAGAGGCUUAUGUAGCUGAUAAAGCAAUGAAAAAAAAAAAACUCAGGCCGGGCGCAGUGGCUCAAGCCUGUAAUCCCAGCACUUUGGGAGGCCGAGGCCAGUGGAUCACGAGGUCAAGAGAUCAAGACCAUCCUGGUCAACAUGGUGAAACCCCGUUUCUACUAAAAAUACAAAAAAUUAGCUGGGCAUGGUGGCACAUGCCUGUAAUCCCAGCUACUCAGGUGGCUGAGACAGGAGAAUUGCCUGAACCCAGGAGGUGGAGGUUGCGGUGAGCCGAGAUUGUGCCAUUGCACUCCAGCCUGGGUAACAAGAGUGAAACUCCGUUUUGGGGGGAAAAAAAAAACCUCAGUAUUUAGAUCUACAUUUGUGUGAGCCCAAUUGCUUGAACUACUGUGAUUAAAACAAAAACCGCAUAUUUGUUGCAUUCAAAGGGACAUUUUUUAGCCUAACCUGAUUUUCAGAAUUCAUUAUUGGUAAUUUAAGAUAGUUGUUACAGUUUUAUUAGUUACCUUUAGUAAUGAUAGACACCAGAAUAAAGAACUAAGAAGUAGUUACAGAAGUCCUAGCCAGAGUAGGUAGACAAGAGAAAGAAAUAAAGGGCAUCCAAACUGAAAAGGAGAAGACAAAUUGUCCCUGUUUGCAGAUGACAUGAUGUUAUAUAUAAAAAACCUAAAGGCUCUACCAAAAAACUCAGAGCCGAUAAAUUUACAAAAGUUAGAAGAUACAAAAUUAAUAUACAAAAAUCAGUAGCAUUUCUAUGCAUAAACAGUGAACUAGCUGAAAAAGAAAUCAAAGCAAUCCCAUUUAUUACAGCUAUGAAGAAAAAAUCUAGGAAUAAACCAAGAAGGUGAAAGAUUUCUAUACAAGGAAAACUAUGAAACACUGAUGAAAGAAAUUGAAGGGAAUACAAACAAAUGGAAAGAGACUCCAUACUCAUGUAUUAGAGGAAUUAAUAUAUUUUAAAUGACGAUACUACCUAAAGUAAUCUACAGAUUAAAUGCAACUCCUAUCAAAAUAACAAUGACAGUCUUUAUAGAACUGCACCAAAAAAAUCUUAAAAUUUAUAUGGAACCACAAGACCCCAAAUAGCCAAAGCCAUCCUGAGCAAAAAGAAUAAAGCUGGAGGUAUCACACUACCAGAUCUCAGAAUAUAAAUUAAAGCUAUAGUAACCAAAAUGGCAUGAUACUGGCAUAAAAAUAGAUACAGACCAAUGGAACAUAAUAAACCAGAAUUUAAUCCACGUAUCCACAGCCAGCAGAUUUUUUACAAAGGUGGCAAGAACACUCAUUGGAGAAAGGGACAGUCUCUUCAAGAAAUGGUACUGAGAAAACUGGGUAUCCAUAUGCAGAAGAAUGAAACUAGAUCCCCACCUCCCACCCUGUACAAAAAUCAACUCAAAAUGGAUCAAAGACCUAAAACAAAACUACCGUAAAAGAAAACAGGAGAACCACUUCAAGACAUUGGUCUGGGAAAAUAUUUUAUGAGUAAGACCUAAAAGCACAGGCAACAAUAGCAUAAAAACCCAGUGGGAUCAUAUCAAAUUUAAAAACUUCUGUGCAGCAAAACAAAUCUAGAUUAAAAAUGGGCAAAUGAUCUGAACAGACAUUUCUCAAAAGAAGACAUACAAAUAGCCAAUAAAUACAUGAAAAAAUCUUAAACAUUACUAAUUAGGGAAAUGCAAAUCAAAACCACAGUGAGGAGGUUUGGAAGUUCAGUGAAGAGAUUUUAUCUCAUUUACAUAUGAUUAAAAGUCUGAGACAUUUGCACCCCCAUGUUUAUUGUAGCACUAUUCAUUAGCCAAGACAUGGAAUCAACCCAGAAUCAACAGGUGCAUCAACAGAUGAAUGGAUAAACAAAAUGUGGUAUUAUAUACAAUGGGAUACUAUUCAGCCAUAAAAAAAGAAUGGACUUUAUAGUAGGUGAAAUAAGCCAGCAACAGAAAAUUUAAACAGCGCAUGCUCUCACUCGUGGAAGUUUUAAAAUAUUAAUCCUAUAGAAGUAAAAAAGUAGAACUGGAUACUGGAGGCUGAGAAGAUAGGAAGGAAGGAAGGGAAAGGGAGAGAUUUGUGGGAGAAUGCAAAGUAAUAUAGGACUAAGUCAUAGUGUUCUGUAACACUAUAGGAUGACUGUAGUUAAUAAUACAUACAUACUUUCAAAUAGGAGGAUAUUGAAUGUUCCUAACACAAAUUAUAGGUGUUUGAGAUGAAGGAUAUGUUUUUUACUCUGAGCUUAUAACUGUACAUUCUUUGUAUCAAAAUCCCAUCCUACCCCAUGAAUAUGUAGAAUUAUUAUAUGUGAAUUUGAAGAGUUAAGUUUUUUAAAAAGUAUCAGGGCUGGGCACAGUGGCCCACACCUGUAUUCCCAGCACUGAGGUAGGAUGAUCCUUGAGGCCCACAGUUUGAGACCAGCCUGGCAACAUAAUGAUACCCCAUCUCUACAAAAAAAAAUAGCCAGCCAUGGUGGUGUGCACCUAUAGCCCUAGACACUAGGGAGUCUGGGGCAGAAAAAUCACUCUAGUCCAAAAGUUCAGCGUUAUGGUGAACUGUGAAGGCCUAACUUGAACUCUGGCCUAAGCAACACAGCAAGACACUCCUAAAAAAAAGUGUUAUAACAUCACCUUGAAACAACUUUGUUACCAGGAUACAUUUACUUAAGCAACUAACAUGAAUGUAUUUGGCACCUUGCCAUACAUGCUUCAAUAUGUAUGUUGCUCUUGUUUUACAUACAAAGUAAAUUUGUAGAUGGACUAGCAGAAUAUUAGUUCUGUUCUUACAGGGCCUACUGCUGUAUUCGGUUAUGAACUACAUUUCUUCUGCAUUUGCUGUACCAUGAAAUCCUAAGCAAGACCUAAACCCUUGUUCGCUUUUUCGUAGAGCAGAGAGGAGCCUUCAGGGGAAGUAGAGGUGGCCGAGGUUGGGGCACACGAGGAAAUCGUAGUCGGGGAAGACUCUACUAAGACGUCAGCAUUCUUCAGCAUUGUCAUAAGCUUAAUAUACUUAAAUUCUACUACUUAUUGGAUUGCCGGGGAUGUCCCUUUAAACAGACUGCUGCCUUCAGCUAAAAACUUAAUGUUCUUUAUACCUUUGUAUGUAUGAUCUACUUUUGUAACAGACCAUGGUGGUGUCCAAGGUAAAACCACAGUGAUAUUUUUGGAUGCUUUGUCUGCAAUCUUGAGUUGUUUUUGCAAUAUCAUUAUUCAGACUUCAAAUUGUGACUCUUUUAAACAUCUUGAUAAUUUGUUGAGAGCUGUUCAUUCUAAAAUGUAGUGACAUUCAGUCUAGUUCUGCUGAUAAAGUUCAUCAGUUUUGAAAGGUUACUGAUUUUCCUCUUCCCUCUUAGUUUUUUGCCCAAUAUAUGGAAAAAGAGUAAUGGUCAAUCUUAACAUUUUGUUUUCAUUGUUUAAUAAAGCUGCUAGGCAGUGGUGCAGCAUUCCUACCUAGUGUUAUAAAAGCAAAAUACUUAUAUAGCUUUCCUAAAAAGUAGGAAUGACAUUACAUUUUUAGGAGAAAGUAAGUUGCUUUGCACUGCUUACUUAACUCUUUUCCAUAUAUUGUGAUACAAACUUUUGAAUAUGGAAUCUCACUAUUUGAAUAGAAAUGUGUAUGUAUAAUAUACAUACAUGCAUAAGCAUAUGUGUGUGUGUGUGUGUAUAUAUAUAUAUAUGCAUGCUGUGAAACUUGACUACACAAUAUAAAUCACUUUUUUAAAUUCCAGCAACGGGUAGUCUGACACAGUGAUUAUCCUUUUGAGGCUGAAUCCGUUAUUAACAUGUUAUUUAGGUUUUUACUCCCAGUAGCAAGGGAUUCUAAGUCAGUUGCACUUACAUGAUUAUUGUUAUUUAAAACUAAAAAUAAAGGCUGCAUUUUCAAAGAUAAAUUGGAGAUUGCUUUGGUGAAAUACAGCCAAAAUACUGAAUCUGAUGUACAUAUAGGUUUCUACAGGAAGAGAUAGUAUAAUUUAGAAUUUGGAGAUUUAAUAACCAGGGCUACCCAGAAAAAGUGACUUGAUAUAACAUGGUACCAAUAAGUACGGGAUGCUCUCUCGGUUUGCUUUUGCCACUUUCAACAUUUUAACUUCUCAGGUUAUUAAUCAAAAUUAUUGUAUAAGUUAGCCAAUAGAAUUUUUAGGUUAAAACAACAGAUGGGGGGUUUGUGGAGUGUUUAAUGUCAUAGGCAUUUUUAGUAGCAUAGACCUUUUGUUCUACAUUUGAAUGUUUCAUAUAUUUUUGUUUCACAGUUAAUCUUCCCUCCCCAGGUUUGCUAUUCAAAUCAGAUGCCUGAAUGACAUUUCUAGUAGUCUGAUGUAUUUUUCUGAGGAAUAGUUUAUGAUUCCAAUGCAGGUGUCUUCAUUACCAUUACCUCUACACUGCAGAAGAAGCAAAACUCCUUUGUUAGAAUUACUGUGCAUGUGUAUGGGGAAAAUAGUUCUGAAAGGCUAGAAUGAUACAAGUGAGCAAAAGUUGGUCAGCUUGGCUAUGGAGUGGUGGCAAUAAUCUCUAAACAUUCCAAAAGACUAUGAGCUGAACCUAAACUCCCUUGGAAUCUGAACAGACAAAGGAAUAUAAAAUUGCCAUUUGAAAACUGACCAGUUAAUCUGGACCUCAGAGAUAGAUCACCCAGUGGCCCAAAGCCAUUUCAAGUACAGAAAUUAUAUUAAGACUACAGCAAAAUAAAUUUGAACAUUAGUAUAAUUUUACCACUUUUCUUCUUUAAGCAUAUUUGUAAACUCAAAGCUGAACAGAAGUGAAACAAACUUUACUUUCUCAAGUUUGAUACUGAGUUGACUGUUCCCUUAUCCCUCACUCUUCCCUUUCCCUUUCCUAAGGCAAUAGUGCACAACUUAGGUUAUUUUUGCUUCCAAAUUUAAAUGAAAAACUUAAUGCCAUGAAUUUUUUUUCUUUUGCAAGACACCUGUUUAUCACCUUGUUUAAAUGUAAAUGUCCCCAUAUGCUUUUGAAAUAAAUUUCCUUUUGUAAUUUU
This is a messenger RNA of Callithrix jacchus (white-tufted-ear marmoset), 7070 nucleotides long. It is a transcript of the gene API5, whose product is annotated as apoptosis inhibitor 5. The record is from RefSeq and is a predicted model, not a curated record. Gene Ontology annotation, cellular component: nucleus. Lineage: Eukaryota; Metazoa; Chordata; Mammalia; Primates; Cebidae. Gene Ontology annotation, molecular function: RNA binding. Gene Ontology annotation, biological process: negative regulation of apoptotic process.